This is a messenger RNA of Puma concolor (puma), 1830 nucleotides long. It is a transcript of the gene RARS2, whose product is annotated as arginyl-tRNA synthetase 2, mitochondrial. Gene Ontology annotation, cellular component: mitochondrion; cytoplasm. Gene Ontology annotation, biological process: mitochondrial translation; arginyl-tRNA aminoacylation. Gene Ontology annotation, molecular function: ATP binding; arginine-tRNA ligase activity. The record is from RefSeq and is a predicted model, not a curated record. NCBI's taxonomy places the organism in Eukaryota, Metazoa, Chordata, Mammalia, Carnivora, Felidae.
AUGGAAGACAUGGGUUUAAAUCUACCCUCUCCUUUGACAGCUUUCCAGACUUUUGGAUCUUCCACCAGAAAACUUGAUCAAGUCAAUAUCUGCAGUUCCAAUUUCCAGAAAAGACAGGGGAACCGCCUCUUCCCGUGUGUCCUGAAGACCCCUUGCACCUUUCUGCUCACAGGGAUUCGCCCUUCCCACCAGACCACCACCAGAGAAGUAGCUGAUUUUCAGCUUUCUGUGGAUUCUCUAUUGGGAAACAACAAUGACCAUUCAAGACCAGAUGUUCAAGUUCAAGCCACGAGACUGGCAGAGAAGCUAAAAUGUGAUACAGUGGUAAGUGAAAUCAGCACUGGUCAAGGGACUGUAAAUUUCAAAAUAAACAGAGAACUAUUAACAAAGACAGUACUACAACAAGUAAUCAAAGAUGGCUCAAAAUAUGGGUUAAACAGUGAGCUAUUCUCUGGUCUUCCCCAGAAGAAGAUCGUGGUUGAAUUCAGUUCACCUAAUGUUGCCAAAAAAUUUCACGUUGGACAUUUGCGUUCUACCAUCAUAGGAAAUUUUAUAGCAAAUCUCAAAGAAGCUUUAGGACAUCAAGUCACCAGAAUAAAUUACCUUGGAGAUUGGGGCAUGCAGUUUGGUCUUCUGGGAACUGGCUUCCAACUGUUUGGCUAUGAAGAAAAACUUCAGUCCAGUCCUUUACAGCACCUCUUUGAAGUUUAUGUACAAGUUAAUAAAGAAGCAGCAGAUAAUAAAAAUGUAGCAAAAUCAGCGCAUGAGUUCUUUCAGCGAUUAGAACUGGGUGACACGCAAGCACUUGAACUGUGGCAGAAAUUUCGAGACCUGAGCAUAGAAGAAUAUGUGCGGAUUUACAAGCGUCUAGGAGUACACUUUGAUGAAUAUUCAGGAGAAUCAUUUUAUCGUGAAAAAUCUCAAGAAGUCUUAAAAUUGCUGGACAGUAAAGGACUCCUGCAGAAAACAAUAAAAGGAACAGCUAUAGUGGAUCUUUCUGGAAAUGGUGACCCCUCCUCAAUUUGUACUGUAAUGCGAAGCGAUGGGACUUCUCUCUACGCAACCAGAGAUCUUGCAGCUGCUAUAGAUCGAAUGGAGAAGUAUAAUUUUGAUACAAUGAUUUAUGUGACAGAUAAAGGGCAAAAAAAGCAUUUUCAGCAAGUGUUCCAAAUGCUGCAGAUCAUGGGAUAUGACUGGGCAGAAAGGUGCCAGCACGUGCCCUUUGGAGUGGUGCAGGGAAUGAAGACUCGAAGAGGAGAGGUUACCUUUCUGGAAGAUGUUCUAAAUGAGAUUCGAUCAAGGAUGCUACAGAACAUGGCUUCUAUUAAGACUACCAAAGAAGUGGAGAACCCACAGGAGACUGCAGAGAGGGUCGGGCUUGCAGCACUCAUUAUUCAGGACUUCAAAGGUGUGCUCUUGUCUGACUAUCAGUUCAGCUGGGAUCGUAUUUUCCAGAGUCGUGGGGACACAGGCGUCUUCCUGCAGUACACGCAUGCUCGCCUCCACAGUUUGGAAGAGACUUUUGGAUGUGGUUAUCUAAAUGAUUUCAACACUGCUUGUUUACAAGAACCACAGUCUGUUUCCAUUCUUCAGCAUCUUCUCAGGUUCGAUGAAGUGCUUUAUAGAUCAUCUCAGGACCUUCAACCCAGGCACAUUGUCAGUUACCUUCUAACUCUAAGUCAUCUUGCAGGUAUGGCACACAAGACACUGCAUAUAAAAGACAGUCCUCCUGAAGUGGCUGGGGCCAGACUUCAUCUUUUCAGAGCUGUGCGUUCUGUGCUAGCCAAUGGAAUGAAACUUCUUGGAAUAACACCUGUAUGUAGGAUGUAA